AUGUUAAUUAAUCAUCACUGUUAUUCACUGGCAUUGGUUUUGUUACCGAUCGCUUUGGCUGAUAAUUUGGUACUCUAUUUUCCUGUGAAUCCAUCAGUGCCCGUACCUGAAUCCCAACAAGACUUUGAUCAAAAUGCACCGCCAAGGGUGUUAUCUCGAGAUCCGGAUAUGCCAUCAACAGGUAUUGUGUUCAUCAAAAAGACAGCCAAGCAUUCGGCACCAACUCAGUUCACUGGUGAUUGGAAAGGAGAACCGUUCAUUGAGAAGGUUGGCACUAAUGAAAGAGCAUUCCAAAUAGUGACGGCCAAACAAGUGCAGCCAAAAAUUCAAUUCGAGGAAUUGGUGCCAUUUUCGUCACAAAUAGAUCAGAAACACGUAGAUGCAUCGCCUCGCAGACGAGAAAAUCCAAACGAUGCAGAAGGCGAUGAAAUCGACUAUUCUGUAUACGAUACGGUUGAUGAUGAUAGGCUCAAUAAUGCAAGUUUACAUUAA
Anisakis simplex (herring worm) is the source of this 492-nucleotide messenger RNA. Lineage: Eukaryota; Metazoa; Nematoda; Chromadorea; Rhabditida; Anisakidae. The record is from the annotation of a GenBank genome assembly.